Brassica napus (rape) is the source of this 1011-nucleotide messenger RNA. RefSeq names its product protein NRT1/ PTR FAMILY 2.13. Gene Ontology annotation, biological process: transmembrane transport. Gene Ontology annotation, molecular function: transmembrane transporter activity. The record is from RefSeq and is a predicted model, not a curated record. The coding region runs from base 220 to 996 and encodes 258 amino acids. Gene Ontology annotation, cellular component: plasma membrane. NCBI's taxonomy places the organism in Eukaryota, Viridiplantae, Streptophyta, Magnoliopsida, Brassicales, Brassicaceae. The transcript has 3 exons.
UGCACAUUACACUCAUAAAAGCUUCUAACGGAGAGAAAGUGUACAAGUAAUGUGCCCGCUCUCAACCUUUAUCAAUCACUUAAUGUGAUUACCUUGAUUUGCUUAUAUAUUGCAAGAUUGAGAAUCGCAUCUCACAAUUCCACCCUUAAAAUCGAAGUGAGAACAUUCUGAGUGUGUGCAAAAAAAAAAGAGAGAACAUUCUGAGUGUAGCCUCCGAAAAUGGGUUUGAAAGAUACAAAGGAUGGUACUUCGUUGCCACGAUCGUCCCCUAGUUUCUCCAGAGCUACAAAACCGUCGCCGGAGAUGCAUGCUGUCAACUCGUACAAUCCUAAAAGUACGUCGGAUUCUUUUUCGGAUGGUGAGAAGGUUGAGAAAAAGCCUGGAGGCUGGAGAGCCGUCACGUUCAUUUUAGGAAAUGAAACGCUUGAGAGACUGGGAACGAUUGGGUUGUUGUCAAACUUCAUGGUGUAUCUAACCAGAGUGUUCCACUUAGAACAAGUCGACGCUUCAAAUGUCAUCAACAUUUGGUCAGGUUUCACCAAUCUCACUCCUCUCGUCGGCGCGUUUAUCUCAGACGCUUACGUCGGCCGUUUCAAAACCAUUGCUUUUGCCUCAUUCGCCACCCUCCUCGGACUAGUGACAUUGACACUCACAGCAUCGCUUCCUCAACUCCACCCAGCAACAUGCAACAGCAAAGAUCCAGUCAGUUGCGGCGGUCCGAACAAGCUUCAGUUCGGGAUUUUGCUAUUAGGUCUCGGUUUCCUCUCCAUAGGGAGUGGAGGAAUAAGACCAUGUAGCAUCCCUUUUGGUGUUGACCAGUUUGACCAACGAACCGAGGAAGGGAUCAAAGGACACUACAAAAAAAAGAUCAGUUUAAAUCAUUUAUUUUUAAUAUUUGCAUUAUUUAUAAAUGAUGCAAAAGAAAUUUACAUCACUUAUAUAAGUGACUGUGAAAGUGGUGAUGCAAAUAAUAUACAUCAUUUUAGUAACAACUGAUGCAAAAAAUAAUAA